Messenger RNA from Aquila chrysaetos chrysaetos, 6095 nucleotides. It is a transcript of the gene ALPK1, whose product is annotated as alpha kinase 1. The record is from RefSeq and is a predicted model, not a curated record. Gene Ontology annotation, biological process: protein phosphorylation. The transcript is spliced from 15 exons. Lineage: Eukaryota; Metazoa; Chordata; Aves; Accipitriformes; Accipitridae. Bases 532 to 4176 code for a protein of 1214 amino acids. Gene Ontology annotation, molecular function: protein serine/threonine kinase activity; ATP binding.
UCCCCUACUUGUACAUAUCGAAGUCUCUACCCUGUGAACUUCCUACAUAUGACCUGUGAUAUCUUCAUGAUAUGUCAGUUUUUGACCUUGUCAUAUUCACAAGCUGUAUGAGACUGGACCUUAUCAAGGCUUGCUUAAGAGAAGUCUGUGUUGCUGCGAGUAGCCCAGCACGCAGCGUGACACCUUGACUUGAGUUCUGUGCCACAGAGGGCAUGUCAGCAAGUGGAAGCUCCAUCUUUCACAUCAGAUCUCACAUUGAAGAUCUGAACAGGAGAGGGCUUGAACUGGUAUGUUACAAUCAUUGAGUGAGGGUUUAUCAACCUUUAUGAUCUCACUGAUCAACUGUGACUAUUAAGAGACUGAGGACAGUUCUUUGCAAGAACUGGAACAACAGGUUUCCUACCAAGAUAACAGUAGAGGUACCUCAGCCUUGAAGGGAUCCUUUUCAUUUAGAAUCCGUGUCUUCUCUUAAGUAAUUGAUCACCGUGCACCCGGGGACACCCAAUUCACAGCCGAGUGGGAUCAGCCUUCAUGAAUAAUCAAAACGCCGUGGCCAUGCUGCUGCAGGAGUGCAAGCAAGCUCUGGACGCGCUCCUGUCAGCAAAGGCUGACACGGGCGAGGAAGACAAGCGAGAAUACCAGCGGUGCCAAGCUUUGCUUCCCGAGGACUUGAGAACCCUUCUGGAGGAGGCAAAGGAAAUGAAGUGGCCCUUUGUACCGGAGAAGUGGCAAUACAAACAAGACCUUGGCCCAGAAGACAAAACAAACCUGCAAGAUAUGAUCAGUGCGAGGCUCCCGGAUUUGCUGGUUUAUUUGAAAGCCUCGAUCAUGGUCAAGGACUGUGUAACGGCAACUGCUAUUGUGUUCCUGAUUGACCGGUUCCUGUAUUGGAUUGAUGCCUCCAGCAAACUUCUUCGGAUUGCCAAGGGUCUGCACAGGUUGCAGCCCACCACGCCAAUCGGUCCUCAGGUGCUCAUCCGCCAGGCUCGCCUCUCCGUCAACACAGGGAAACUUUUAAAAGCUGAAUAUAUCCUAAGCAGCCUUAUUAGUGACAAUGGAGCAACAGGUACCUGGCGAUAUGCUAAGGAAAGCGAUAGGAUUCUCGUUCAGUCAGUCUGCUUACAAAUCAGAGGACAGAUUCUGCAAAAGCUUGGGAUGUGGUAUGAGGCAGCAGAGUUGAUUUGGGCUUCAAUUGUGGGAUAUUUCAAACUUCCUCAACCAGAUAAAAAGGGAAUUGCUACUUCCUUGGGUAUUAUGGCAGACAUCUUUGCUUCCAUGAACGAGAAGGAUUACAUACGUUUUAAAACCAAUGCUGAGAUUGACCUGAACCUUCUCCGAGAGUUCAGUCAUCGCUUAUUAUCAGCUGCUGAGGCCUGCAAACUAGCGGCAGCCUACAGCCAGUACACCCCGUUGUUUGUCCUCACAGCCGUGAACAUCCGUGGGGUGUGUUUGCUGUCCUAUAGUCACUCCAAGGAUUGUCCCCCAGAAAAGAGAAAGUUCUACUUGUCUGAAGCCAAAGAAUCCUUUGAGAUCGGCCUCCUCACCAAGAACGAUAAGAGUCCCGUCACCAGCAAGCAGGAGCUCCACAGUUUUAUUAAAGCUGCUUUCUGCCUCACAACUGUGCAUCGAUGGCUCUAUGGGGAGAGUGAGCAACUCCAUGAGGUGAGUCAACUAUGUAGAGAAGCCAUGGGAAAACUGCAUUCAUACAGCACUUCAUUUACAGAAGAGGAGGAGAAAGGAGUGCUUGCCAAAGAGAUCAUGUUUCUGAUCACAUCUGUGAAGAAGCGCCUGCAAGUGGAAAGCUUCCCUAAUUCUGAUGCCAGGUCUUAUGUUCCAGACAGUUAUAAAGGCAUAGUAGAAAAACCUAUCCUGCAAGGGGAAGCCAACUUUGAGAAAAUCCUUGCCAUGCAUUCUCAGCAUCACCUGUCAGUGUGUGAAGUGUUUGAAAAUACUUGCAGGAUUCAUAAAACCACACCAGGAGAAACCCAAGUGGGAGCUUGUAUCACAACCUUAAGAACAGAAACCAAAAACAUAGACACUGUGUGUACUACUGAAGAAAUAGCGUACCAGAGGAAAGGCGCUGCGAAAAUGCUGACUUCACCAAAAGCAGGGAGUAGCUCAGAGAGACUCAGUGGCCAGAGAAAUAAAUACAUUGGCUCUGAUGUGAUGAAAAUUUCCUUCAAUGAAGAAAUGGAGCCAUUAGAAACAGAAACAAAUGAUGAAAGCGGAGUUUUUGGCAGAUGGCAAAACAGGAGUCAGACCACUACUUCAGACAGCUCUUGGUGCAAGCUGUCAAAAUCAAGUUACUCAUCCAGCUGGGAGGAACUAAACUGUAAUAGCAGCAAAGGGUGUCCCAGGGAAGAGCAGCAGCAGGAAAAGGGCUCAGUGGAGGAGCAAUGUUGCACAACAGAAUCUGAUGAAAAUGGUCAAGCUGCAUACUUGCGCUCAUUGCCUCCCAGAGCCUGGCAUCCUUCUCCUCGAGAGCCUCGACGUAGCUGUUGGAGAUCUCCUCAGCCUUCCUUAGAGGCGGAUACACCUGUAGCUGGGAGGCUGGUAGAGAAGGUGUCUCUUUGCAGAGAAGAGCUGCAGGAGGGAAGACACUGUGGAAAGAGCUCUUCUGAAAAGAAAGCAGCGGGGGCGAAAAACGCGGUUCUUUCCUUCUCCACCCCUUACUCUGUUCCUACCAGGCUGGAGGAGGAGGAGGAGAAGUCUUCCUCCCGGGCGGAGUGGGGCUGCAGGACCAAGGACAGUGGCAGGGAGGGCAGCGGUGGCCCCCCGGCAUCCUGGCGCCGGAGCCAGGUUGCGUGGGUCCGGCCAGGAGGAGAAACUGCAGAUAGCACAGAGGAUCCCUCCUUUGAGGCACGUCCCCCCACAAAUGGGGCUGCUUCUGUACUAUCAACGAGCAUCGAGCCGAAAAUGGCCAGCGACUCCUCUGCGCGUGACCGGCUGGGGAAAUCUGCUGUGGUGGGAAAUGGAUCUCUCAAAGUGCCUGAAGUUGACGCCCAAGCAGAAACAAUAGAUGACACUGAAUUUGAUCUCAUCAGUAUUGGAGACUUGGUAAACAAUAAUCCUAUGGCGUCUGUUCCAAAGCAUCAGUCGACUCCCGGUGCACCAACAGCUUUGCCCCUGGGUGGAAAGAUACCCACAACCAAGCACUUUGACUGUGCCACUACUGAAGAAGAUGAAGAAAAGUCUCAGGACAUGGUGAGCAGCAAGAGACAAUCCAGUUCAUCUCUGAGUUCAUGGUACAAAUCAACACAGAUGCCCAAGAGUUCCCCUGAAGGUCCAUUUCUGAACCCAAGGGGAAGUGGUUUUGUCUUCAUGCCUGGGAGAACGAAAGAAGAAAUCCUUGACGCUCGAUUUCUGAGGGACGAUGAUUACGUGCAGCUUCUGGCAGGGGUAGAACAUAAUUGGCUUGUCCAGAGACUGAUGCCUACUGGAAUUUUUAAGUCUAAACAGCUUCGUAACGCAUACUCUGCUCUUCUAUUAAAAUACUCAAAGAAAUCAGGCCUCUGGACAGGCCAAGAAACGGCUGUAUUCAUUGGGGACUACCUGGACGUGGCAAAGGAAGGCAAACAGAGAAAUGCAUUUUGGAUACACUUCCUGCACCAAGAAGAAAGCCUGGGAAGGUAUGUUGGGAAAGAAUAUAAAGAAGAAAAAGGACUUCUUCAUCAUUUCAGUGAUGUGGAACGGCAAAUGACUGCCCAGUACUACGUGACGGAAUUCAACAAAAGGCUGUAUGAGCAAAAGCUCCCUACCCAAAUCUUUUACAUCCCAUCUGCAGUACUCCUGAUACUGGAAGACAGAACUAUAAAAGGAUGUGUGAGUGUGGAGCCCUACAUCCUUGGGGAGUUUGUGAAGCUGUCCAAUAACACGAAGGUAGUGAAGAAUGAGUACAAAGCCACAGAGUACGGUCUGGCCUACGGCCAUUUCUCCUAUGAGUUCUCCAGUGGAACAGACGUUGUUGUUGAUCUGCAAGGUUGGGUGACAGGUAACGGGAAAGGCCUCAUCUACCUCACAGACCCCCAGAUUCAUUCUCUUAAUAGCAAAGAUGUUUCACACUCCAACUUCGGUAAGAAAGGAAUUUAUUACUUCUUUAAUAAUCAACAUGUGGAGUGCAAUGAUAUCUGUCGCUGCCUUUCUUUAACAAGACCCUCAGUAGAGCUGCCUAUGUAGACUUGCACAAGACAAUCACACAAAGAAUGACCCAUAAGCUGGAUAGUAACUUUACACUACACGCCUUUAGGAGCAUAUUGUCUUUGUGAGAGCCGCUGAACUGCUGAAACAAUACCCACGUGAGUCGGGUCAGUCAUUACCUGCACGAGUUUGGCAAGUUCUGGUCUUUGCAUCCAGGCUGGUAGUACCAUGUUACCAUCUUGUGUACCGUCUGAACCUCAUCCUGUUACAACCAUCUGUAAGAAUUGACAGCACAACAUGAGAAGAGUAAGAAAACAGCCUCCCAUAUUCAGCUAGAGGUGUACUACAAGACUGUAUAAACUUCUAAUGCAUUCAGACCCAAUAAGGGCAAUGGGUACCAUCUGCUCUUUGGAAAUGAAAUGUGAAAUAGAGUGAGACAGAAGCAGAGAGUUGUAUUUCAGCCAUCUGUAAAAUUUUCAAAAACUUGUAUAAAUGCUUCAGGGAACAAAUGGUAAUGUUUUGGUUUGCUUAAAAAGUAACAAAGUUUUUUUCAGAGGUGUAUACGUGCAUACGCGACCACACAACAUCUAAACAGAUGGAAAUAUGGUUUUGCCUGUAACAGCCAAGAAAGCUCUGCAAGGAAAAAAUAGUGUUCUUGAACCAAGAUUUGCUUUACAUGAAUAAUUGAGGACUGCUACACUUAACAAACUCUCAGAAGACUUUCCCAUGAGAAGAAUAGUUCUCACUUAAGGACGGCACAUCUCUUCUGCCUGUAAUGAAACUGUGAGCACCGCAGAUUUGGUGACCAAUUCCGUAACUAAUUCCCACAGAUAAUCUCACUGCACGUGAGCGUAGCCGCUUGUACAAAGGAGCGGUUCUGGGGGGAGUCCAGCAUCUGAUAAGCACAGAGUAAGCAGCCUCAGUGCCAGUUUUGGUUCCAACUAGGCAGGCAAAGCACACCCUCCCUUUCAGCCUCUGUCACCAGCCUCACAGACCUGUGAGGUGGAAGGUGUUUGGGAAUGAGAGGCGCCUUCCUCAGCCGAGUCCCCGACAGAAGCAGACAGAAGGAGGCUUGCAGUUUGCUGCCAGCAGCAAGGAUGAUGCGUCCGAUGGGUUGUGCCUCGGUGCUGGUGGAGCUACAGCCUGCAGAGCUGCCAACCUGCUGCUUUUCUGGCACAUCCCAGAAAAUACAUUUAUGAAAGUAAAACAGACGUCCGAUAAUACUUAAGUGAUAUAUUAACACCUUGCCUCUACCAACAGCCCACACCCAGACCCUGCUCCUCCCACCCCACUCCACUCGUACAGACAAAGACUAAACUUGUACCUACACGAUGGGGGGGUUUCUUGACAACUCCGCCUGUGCUAGGAACACGCUUUACUAUCACACGUGCUAACAGCUGCAACUUAGGUCUUUAACUCCAACGUUUCAGCAGUAUUUUUGUUAUUGUUUGUGGUUGUUAUUGAGCAUAUUCAGAGAGCCUCUGAUUUUUAACACCAGGACUGAACAGCCCGUGGCAUGUACGCUGGCCACAUGCUUCAGUAGCGCCUGCCUGGGUUAGAGGCAGCUGCAGCCUUUUACUUUUUAUGAAACAAUCUUUUGUGGGGUUUUUGUUGUUGUUGUUUGGGUUUUUUUAAACUAAAGCUUGCAAUUAAUUCAUGUGACCUCCUUGGACACCUACAGCAAUUCACAUACUGAUAAGCGCUCACACACCUCCAAGAGACCCAACUGCUAGAGUUAUUCUGUCACAGCAAAUUUCAGAAGCACGUGGAGGAAAGCAGUGCCCUCCCAACUUCAUGAAUUCUAGCUGGACAGCUGAAAUCUUUUUUUCUUUUUCCCCUGCACAGGCUGGUUAGCUGAAAAGAGUCAAACCUGCUGGCAUGAUCAGAUAAUGUAUACAUGCGCUGUAAAGAAAACAGCCGUAAAAAACAGGGGAUGGAAGCUCCUCACACAAAACGCU